This is a messenger RNA of Aspergillus udagawae, 1023 nucleotides long. RefSeq lists its product as uncharacterized. Lineage: Eukaryota; Fungi; Ascomycota; Eurotiomycetes; Eurotiales; Aspergillaceae. The record is from RefSeq and is a predicted model, not a curated record. The transcript is spliced from 8 exons. The coding region runs from base 1 to 1023 and encodes 340 amino acids.
AUGGCCGAAGUCCAAAGCGCCGGUGACGUGAGCUAUCCCAACCCUAACGGCAGUAAGUUUGUCAUUUCCCCACGGUGCAUCAGAGAUGCUGUGACGAACGGUCCUGUUAUUACCAACAUUAAGUCCGAGGCCUCGCGUACCCAAGAGGAAUUGCGCGACCUGAGAUAUUCGAGCUCAACUCCGUCAACGACCACUGCGACCGGCCAGCCCCUGACCUAUUAUCAUUCCUUGCUUUACAGACUCCUGAGCUGGGAGCAACCCAGAGCGACUGCCGUUUCCUUUGUGAGCGUCAUCGCCUUUAUUUUUGCCGCCCGUUACCUGCCCCUUCUUCGCUGGUUCUUCAAGUUUACGUAUCUGGCUUUGGGAUUCACCGCUGCGGCCGAAAUUGGUGGUCGUCUCGUGCUGUCACAGGGCCUCGCCAGCUCGUUCCGUCCUCGCAAAUACUACACCGUCCCCAAGGAAACCGUUGAGGCAGUUUUGGAGGACCUCGAACAGCUCGUCGACUUCCUUCUUCUUGAGUUCCAGCGUAUUCUGUUCGCCGAGAAUGUUGUCCACACUGUUGCUGCCUUCUCUGCCGCCUUUACUGCCUACUGGCUGAUCAAGUUCCUCCCAUUCUGGGGAUUGUCUCUGAUUGCCGUCACCAUCGCGUAUCUGGGACCUCUCGUCUACAUCAACAACCGCGAAGUCAUCGAUGCUCAAAUUGAGAAUGUCCAUGGAAUGAUCAACUCCCAAGCCCACCAAUUGAAGGACCUUGCUGAGGAGCGUACCCAUCAUGCCACCGGCCUCGUGAAGCAGUACGUCGGUGACUACAGCGCCAAGGCUCAAGAGUACAUUGGUCACCGCCGCAGUACUUCACCAGAAGCUACCAAGAAUACCGGUCCUGUUGUCAAGAAGGAGCCUAGCGCCGAAGCCGUUGUCAAGACAACGGACUUCCCGGAGGCCCCCAAGCAGGAACCGGUAGCAAAACCCAUUGAGCACAACCGCGAGCCUUUGGAGACCAGGGAGCCUCUGCUGGCUGCUUAA